AUGAAGGCUUCGUCAAGCAUGGACGAGAAGCCAGUGCUCGGGGCCACAUCUGGACGCCGUCACGAGGAACCGCGUUCACUCCGGAUGGCCGUCUUCAAAACCAUAGCUGCUGGUCUUCUAUGCUACGGAUAUCUGUAUUGCCAGCCCAUUCUAAUGCCCCACAACCCUCUGAGGCCUCAGCUGAGUGGUGCAGCGAAGAUACUCGAAGAUAACCCUCUUAUCGAUGGCCACAAUGACAUGUUGAUUCUCAUUAGAUCAAUAUGGCACAACCACGUAUACGGUGCCAAUUUCACGGAGCAAUUCGAAGAGGGAGGUAUGCCUGGCCACUUUGACCUCCCCCGGGCCGACAAAGGCCAGCUCGGGGGCACGUUCUGGUCGGCUUGGGUCCCGUGCCCGAAGGAUGGACUGGAUUUUUCAGAUGCCGCCUACGCCCCGUUUGUCAAGGCGACACUGGAGCAGAUCGAUCUCUUCAACCGGCUGGCUGAGACAUACCCAAAGUACUUCACAAUAUCCCGCACUGCCAAAGAGGCGGAGGAGAACUGGCUGCAGGGCAAGCUCAUCUCGCCUUUGAUCAUCGAAGGCUUGCAUCAGAUUGGCAAUUCACUUUCUACCUUGAGACUGUACCACCAGCUCGGCAUUCGAUAUGCUACGCUAAAUUGGAAUUGCCACAACAAAUACUCUGAUGCCGCUGUCGUCAGUAUCGACGGCCAAAGUCAGGCCUCGACACCCUAUCAUGGUGGAGUCAGCGAAGCAGGCCAUGAGCUGAUCCUCGAGAUGAAUCGUCUCGGUAUGAUGGUAGACCUCAGCCACGUCAGCGUCGACACCAUGCGCGAUGUUCUCGGAGGCAGUCCAGAGAAAGGUUGGAACGGCAGCCAGGCCCCGCCGAUCUUCAGCCAUUCGAGCGCCAAAGCCAUCUGCCCGCACCCUCGCAACGUUCCGGAUGACAUUUUGCAGCUAGUCAAAGAACGCAGUUCCGUGGUCAUGGUCAACUUCGCCCCGGAAUUUGUCUCCUGCCGAGAUGUCGGCGCUCCAACUGGUCUACCCGAGUUCGUGGAGGAGACCAAUACACUGGAGCAUGUGGUCAAGCAUAUCAUGCAUAUCGGCGAGCUGAUCGGCUACGACCAUGUUGGCCUGGGAUCAGACUUCGAUGGCAUUUUCAGCACUCCACGAGGACUGGAGGAUGUCUCGAAGUUCCCAGAUCUCAUUGAUGCCCUUCUAGAAAAAGGCGUGAGCGAGAAGGACGCGGCAAAGGUGGCUGGCCGCAACAUCUUGCGUGUAUGGCACGAAGUGGAUAGGGUAGCGUCCAGACUGCAAGAAGAAAUGGAUCCCGUGGAGGAUGAUCUGUUGGCCAAAAUCUUUCCUGGAGAUGGUGCUUUAAUCGGUCUUGAGGCAGAAAGAUGA
This is a messenger RNA of Saxophila tyrrhenica, 1401 nucleotides long. RefSeq lists its product as uncharacterized. Gene Ontology annotation, biological process: proteolysis. The transcript has a single exon. NCBI's taxonomy places the organism in Eukaryota, Fungi, Ascomycota, Dothideomycetes, Mycosphaerellales, Extremaceae. The record is from RefSeq and is a predicted model, not a curated record. Gene Ontology annotation, molecular function: metallodipeptidase activity. The coding region runs from base 1 to 1401 and encodes 466 amino acids.